Helianthus annuus (common sunflower) is the source of this 704-nucleotide messenger RNA. Its product is annotated as agamous-like MADS-box protein AGL29. Gene Ontology annotation, biological process: regulation of transcription by RNA polymerase II. Lineage: Eukaryota; Viridiplantae; Streptophyta; Magnoliopsida; Asterales; Asteraceae. The record is from RefSeq and is a predicted model, not a curated record. Bases 33 to 584 code for a protein of 183 amino acids. The transcript has a single exon. Gene Ontology annotation, molecular function: RNA polymerase II cis-regulatory region sequence-specific DNA binding; DNA-binding transcription factor activity, RNA polymerase II-specific; protein dimerization activity.
CCAAACAUUUGUUCUUCCAUACCCUAAUACCCAUGGAACACACGAAGAAAACAAGAGGUCGUCAAAAGUUGAAGAUGAAGUUCAUCGAAGAUGACAAGAGUCGUAUUGUGACAUUAACAAAGCGUCGGACCGGGAUCUAUAAGAAGGCUAGUGAACUUUGCAUCCUCACCGGUGUUGACAUAGCAAUACUCAUAACAACUCUCUCUGGUAAAAAGUUUUCUUUUGCUCACCCGAAUAACGAGUUUGUUGAAACUCAAUUUUCUCAAAAAAACAUAUUGCAAAAAGGUAUUCUCGAGCCCUAUCGCGAGGUUCAUAUCAAAGAGCUUGCCGAACAACUUGAAGAGGUUUAUAACGACGUGAAACUUGAAGAGCAACGCGCUAGUACUUUGAAAGAAAUGAGAGAUAGUAGGGCUGGUAACAUGUGGGAAGAAUCGAUGGAUGACCUUCGACCCGAUGAAGCUCAGAAAGUGAAGGAACGAUUGCGCGAAUUGCAAGCCCAGAUUAUUAGUAUUCAAAAUGAACAGUAUCUACUCCGUGGGACUUCAGAUGUGGCUGAAACUUGUGCACCUAAUCAUACAAUGUGAUUGGAGCAUCGUACUUUGAUCUUAGGAAGUACCGAGUUAGUUAGCAUUAUUGAGUUGGUUUUUCUUUUAUUCUUAAAUGUUGUGGGAAUGCUAAAUACUGAAAAUUGAAUUUUCCUUCUA